This is a messenger RNA of Miscanthus lutarioriparius, 825 nucleotides long. Lineage: Eukaryota; Viridiplantae; Streptophyta; Magnoliopsida; Poales; Poaceae. The record is from the annotation of a GenBank genome assembly.
AUGGCCGCACCGCCGCAGACGAUAGCGCUCGCGGGGCUCAUCCUCCUCAACUUUGUCCUCGCCGUGGCAGCGCUCUGCCUUCACGUCCUCGGCCGCCGCAGGCCCCGGCAGCAAGUCCCGCCGCCGCUCGAGGCGGCCGCCGCGGGGGAGGCGGAGGAGGAGGAGGAGGAAGGCGGCGGUGGGGAGCGGCCGCAGAACCAGCGGCGUCGGAGGAGGGCGCGGAGGAAGCGGCAGCAGCAGGAGGAGGGGGCGGCGGCGGCGGAGGGUGGUGGCCACGGCGCGGACGGGGACCGGGACGCCGCCGCGAAGGCGGCGGGGAAGGAGGCGCUGCUCCCCCGCCGGCCUGAGUUCCCGCUCGCCUCCGUGGCUGGCCCGCUGCAGCGGCGGAUCAACGCGCGGUACGACGACCUCGCGCGGGCCAGCGAGGCGCAGUGCCUCACCAUCGAACAGGUUAAUGAGUUUGUUAACUGUCUCAGAGAUGCUAGAAACGAGUUGCUGCAGAGGUACGAGAAUGUACAAAGAAGCUUCAAAAUAAAGAAGGCAAUGCUAUCCAACCAUCGAAACUAUAGGUCUUCAUACGAACGCCUCUUUGAACAGGUACGUAGAUUGGAAACCGAGCGCGAUAACCUAAAGAAAGAUGCUGCCAUCUACAACAAUAUUCAAGAGCGUCUUCAGAAGUCAGCAGCAUACAAAAUGAUCAUGGAGCUCAGUGCUAUGGAGAUGGAGGCCCAAGAGAUAUCAUUCGAGGAGCUGCUGGCUAAGGAGAAGGAGGACACCGCCUUCUGGCAGCGCAACGGGAAGCUGAGAUCAUUCUCGUCCAAGUAG